Molecule: messenger RNA, 1960 nt
Organism: Amborella trichopoda
Lineage: Eukaryota; Viridiplantae; Streptophyta; Magnoliopsida; Amborellales; Amborellaceae
Product: V-type proton ATPase subunit B 2
Biological process (GO): vacuolar acidification; proton transmembrane transport; ATP metabolic process
Cellular component (GO): proton-transporting V-type ATPase, V1 domain
Molecular function (GO): proton-transporting ATPase activity, rotational mechanism; ATP binding
Source: RefSeq, a predicted model, not a curated record
CAUGUGAGAUUCUACAUCUUUUGUGUUCGAAGAUUCAAGAGAACGAGCACAGUGGAAUUGGCCCUGAACCUUUGAGCUUUUGAUCUUAGAUUAUUGUUUGAAGAUGGGUGUCGCACAAAAGACUCCUGACAUGGAGGAAGGAUCAUUGGAGAUUGGAAUUGAGUACAGAACUGUCUCUGGUGUUGCUGGCCCACUCGUUAUCUUGGAGAAAGUUAAGGGUCCGAAAUACCAAGAGAUUGUCAACAUACGUCUAGGAGAUGGCACAAAUCGACGUGGUCAGGUUCUGGAAGUUGAUGGAGAGAAAGCUGUUGUGCAGGUUUUUGAAGGAACUUCAGGAAUCGACAACAAAUUUACAACUAUACAGUUCACUGGGGAGGUUCUGAAAACUCCAGUCUCUUUGGAUAUGCUCGGGCGUAUUUUCAAUGGAUCUGGAAAACCUAUUGAUAAUGGUCCUCCUAUAUUGCCUGAAGCAUACUUGGAUAUCUCAGGAAGUUCUAUCAAUCCUAGUGAGAGAACAUACCCUGAAGAAAUGAUUCAGACUGGGAUAUCCACUAUAGAUGUUAUGAAUUCCAUUGCCAGAGGACAGAAGAUUCCUCUCUUCUCUGCUGCUGGGCUUCCUCAUAAUGAGAUUGCGGCUCAGAUUUGUCGUCAAGCCGGUCUUGUAAAGCGGAAGGAGAAGUCUGGAAAUCUACUCGAGGAUCGGGAAGAUGACAAUUUUGCUAUUGUAUUUGCUGCCAUGGGAGUAAACAUGGAGACUGCCCAAUUUUUUAAGCGCGAUUUUGAGGAAAAUGGGUCAAUGGAGAGAGUUACUCUUUUCCUAAACCUGGCAAAUGACCCUACUAUUGAGCGUAUUAUCACUCCUCGUAUUGCACUGACAACAGCAGAAUAUUUGGCCUAUGAGUGUGGGAAGCAUGUUUUGGUCAUUCUAACAGAUAUGAGUUCAUAUGCAGAUGCACUUCGUGAGAUAUCUGCUGCUCGAGAAGAGGUGCCUGGUCGACGUGGGUAUCCUGGGUACAUGUACACUGAUUUGGCAACCAUUUACGAGCGUGCUGGACGUAUUCAAGGACGAAAAGGCUCUAUCACACAGAUCCCUAUUUUGACCAUGCCUAAUGAUGAUAUCACACAUCCCACCCCAGAUCUUACCGGUUACAUUACUGAAGGGCAAAUAUACAUUGAUAGACAACUUCAAAAUCGGCAGAUAUACCCACCAAUUAACGUGCUCCCUUCUCUAUCGCGAUUGAUGAAGAGUGCCAUUGGUGAGGGGAUGACGCGUAAAGACCAUGCUGAUGUGUCUAACCAGCUGUAUGCAAACUAUGCUAUUGGGAAGGAUGUCCAAGCAAUGAAGGCCGUGGUGGGAGAGGAAGCACUCUCUUCCGAAGACUUGCUAUACCUUGAGUUCCUCGACAAGUUUGAGAGGAAGUUUGUGGCUCAGGGAGCCUAUGACACCCGUGACGUUUUCCAAUCCCUUGAUUUGGCAUGGACCCUUCUCAGGAUCUUCCCUCGUGAGCUUCUUCACCGUAUCCCUGCCAAGAUUUUGGACGAGUUCUAUAACCGAGAUUCAGCUCAGGCCGCCAACUGAUGCCUCUUCUUGCUUUCUCUUGCCUCUCUCUCCAUGUUGUUUCAAUAUCAGGGUAAUCCUUCUAUUCCAUGCUCCUAUAUUUGUUUCUCUCACCUCUCUCGCUAUAUUCUAGUUGCUCUCUCUCACACCUCCAGAAGAACAAAUAAAGUGGGAACCCCUCCCCAUAGGGGGGUUUAAUCUUCAGAGGAUUAUCCAUCUAUAAUUUGUUGAUUUUAUCAGGGGCCCUCGGGGUAUUUGUCAGACCAUUAUGAAUGUGUAUUUAUGGAGUUUAAUGUAUAAGGUAUUUGUGGAUUUUGUAUUCAUUUUGUUUCUGUUGGUGGGUUCUAAUAUUGGAAUGGUUUAUUAUCUGAUAUGAAGAAGUGAAGAGUUUUUGGUUUGUCA